UAACCGGUUUACUUAAAUGGUUUGAGUUGAGUUAACUUUUAGGUUUUACAGUGUUGGUCUGAUAACAUGUGCCACAAAUGCAAACUGUAAGUUGCUUUGGAUAAAAGAAUCUGCCAAAUGCAUACAUGUAAAAUUAAAAUAGUACUAUUACAUUCCCCUGAGCCAUGGCUGGUUUCUUUGUGGAGCUUUUCAAAUCAACUUUUUAUUCAUACUGAGCUAUGUUGGUCGCACAAGUUGAACAGGUCCUUAUAGUUUAUCAUUUCUUUUUUGAUAACAUAACACUGACUUUGUUCUGUCUUGUGUUGAAUACAGAAGAAUGUGACUUAUCCUGUUCAAAAACUGGAUGUUCACCUCGAUAUAUAAAGGGCACACGCACUAAUGCCAUUGAAGUUGUUUCAGAAACUAAGACACUGUUUCAGACCCAAGUAGACCACACAUCUCUCUUUACAUCUGUUACUGGAGCAUUUUUAAAAGAGUAUCUUCAUGGCUUCAAAACUGUCUUUUCAUCUUACGUGUCCAGUAUGUUUGUGCUUCUUCAAUGAUCCAACAAUAUUGCCAUGUGAGCAUAAUUUCUGCCGCCAAUGUAUUAUGACUUAUUUGGACUCAGGUGCUACCACUUGCCCGGAAUGCAGACAACAUUUUAGAAAACAGGAUCUGAAAGGAAACCGAACUCUGAGAAACCUUGUGGAAGAUGUCCAGCAAAAACAGAAGACAAUCAAAGUGAAAGACCUGCGACAGACAUCCAGGAAUGGGCACGAGAUGUUAUGCUCCGAUCACGAGGAACCUCUCAAACUGUUUUGUGAGGAUGAUCAGAGGUUGGUUUGCCUCAUCUGCAGAGAGGGAGAGAAACACAGCGGACACAGUUUCAAGCCUGUUAAAGAGGCUAUGAAGGAAUAUGAGAAUGUGGCGAUACAAGCACAGAGCUUCUUUUCUGAUGAAAACAAGCAAGUGGGUGACAUGAUCUUUAAUCAGACCCAUGAAAUCACAAAAUCUAAGGAAAGGUUAAAAUAUCUUGAGGAAAGAAUGCAUGCUCAGUUUAAGAAAAUGCACGACUUUUUGAGGGAAAAGGAGAAAAAGAUAAUGAAGGAGCUCCAGGAGGCGGCAAACAGCGCUGAGACCACAAUGAAGCAAAAUGCAUCAAUUUUGGGAGAGCUACAAAUAAAUUGUAACAAACAGAUAUCAAUUUUGGAGUCAGGACUAAAGAUUAGCCAACCUGAGGGGUUUUUGCAGUGGUGGAGUGAAGAAGGUUUUCUUUUGGUUAAGGGAAUCACCCUCAGUGAGAAUAAAGACAUCAAGUCAGCUUUGCAAGCUACGUCAAGACUUAAAAGCAAUCAAGUGAUUUCUGACCACUUCACCAUUGGCCCUUAUGAAACUGACCUGCCACUAAUUGUAUGGAGAGACAUGCUAGACUUUGUUAAAGAGGGCAUGAAUACAUCUACAAUCGACAAAGACCUGAAAUUGUCUAUCAGAAAAGACGGCCAUCUGCAGUUUGAAGGCCAAGAGUACUUUGCCAGAAAUCAGAAGUUUCACAAUGGAUAUAAAGACAACUAUGUGGAGAAUAUUCAAACUGGUCAGGUGUACUGGGAAGUUGACACAGGAACUGAACCAGGGUGGGAACACGGACUUACAGUUAGAUACUAUCCAAAAGACAAGAAUGCUUCUUUCCUAAGGACAUUAUUGUCUUAUAAAAGUUAUGAGAAAUUAUCUCUUUUGGUAAAAGAUAACAGUCUGUAUGCUGUCAGAGGUGAUGAGGAAACCUUACUUGUCAACCAGGUUAUUCCAAGGAGAGUUGGAGUUUAUAUAGAUUGUGAGAGACGACAGGUUGUAUAUUGCAAUGCAGACAAUAUGUCUCUCAUUCACACAGUGUGGUGUGCAGAUAAAUAGGUUUAAGGAUCUAAAAAAUGAAUUAAACAUUUAAGCUUUAACCCAAUUCAAAGACUGUGAACUCUGAAGGCUGCAUGCCAAGAGCGAUUGCAUCAUAGCAGUGCGAUUUGUAAGGUCGGCCCGUCCUAAUGCCAAGGCUACUUAAAAUGCAGGCUCAAAAUGUAUCCUUCUUUCCUCAAGCCAUGAAGGACAGAACUAUUUGAUCCUUAACAGUCUAGGCUAUCCCAAAAAUCAUUGGGCACCUGUAAGGUAUGGAUAUAACAUCUUGAUAUUUAAAAAAUAAACAUUUAAAACCUAUGUUAAAUAAAGGUGUGUAUUUUUCCAGAAAAAGGUCAUUGUUACUUUUUAGUAUUAUAAAUUAUGUUUGUAUCAAUAUUAUUGCUGCAAUACUAUUUAGUGUUUUACUUUUGUAUAUUUCUAAGGUUGGUUAAUUUGAUUUACUGUUGGUCAUAUUUAUUUUUAGUAAGUCAGAAACAUCUCUGCUGUAUCCCACUGAAAGGGAACAGCAGGUGAUGCAUCUAUCCUUUAAAAACCAAGUCCUCGCAUUUGAAGGAUGUGUCCAUCAAAGGAUGGAAUUGGAACACAGGCCUUUGAAUUGGGACACAGCUUUAGUGCACCUCUGCUUAAAAUUAUAAGACGCAUUCAUAUUGCCAGUGGAUGUGCAAAAAUGGUUUCAUAAAGUUGAUCUAUUGUUUACAUUUAAAUUGAUAAAGUCAUGUUAACCCAUAAAGCAUUAUAGUACAGCAGUAUAACUGGUUAUCAAUUUGCAACAUGAUAUCAUAUGUCACACUGGGUAACCUUACUUAACCCAGAAAAUGUUAUAAUGUAUAAAAAUUCAAUUUGACCCAACAAUGGGUUGAGACAACCAAGGCUUUGAACAGGUUCACGGAACGAAAACCAGAAACUUUUGAUGUUUUGUUUUGCAAGGAACAGAAACUAAACCAGAAACUUUCAAAAAAUAUAUGUUCCGGAACAGAAA
Misgurnus anguillicaudatus (oriental weatherfish) is the source of this 2863-nucleotide messenger RNA. RefSeq names its product zinc-binding protein A33. Gene Ontology annotation, molecular function: zinc ion binding. The record is from RefSeq and is a predicted model, not a curated record. NCBI's taxonomy places the organism in Eukaryota, Metazoa, Chordata, Actinopteri, Cypriniformes, Cobitidae.